Molecule: messenger RNA, 1724 nt
Organism: Oncorhynchus tshawytscha (Chinook salmon)
Lineage: Eukaryota; Metazoa; Chordata; Actinopteri; Salmoniformes; Salmonidae
Exons: 9
Coding region: 592-1194 (200 amino acids)
Source: RefSeq, a predicted model, not a curated record
AUAAAGUUAUUUCAUGCACCAUAACAAAAUUGAUACAACGAAGAGAAACCACUCCAGUAUUUAUUAUUUAGGUUACACUGAAAUACACUCAACCCUUCUUUAUAUUCUUAUAUGAUCAUUUGUACUGUGCAAUGACAUAAUUGGGAAGUAACUGUAAUAAAUUGUGGUUGGUGAUGUCACUUUCACGUCAGUGUUGACGUUUUGUCUUUUCUAGUUUGCAUGAAAAUAAUGACAGGCAUCUAUUUUACACAGCCACCACAGGCAAACAGUUGACUCAUCCAACAAAGGCUUAUAAUAAGGACAUAAUCGUAAUAUGAUAAUAUGGUUCAGAUUCAUGGUUUGGGUUUGCAAUGCAGGUGAUUUUGAAUAAAGCCCUCUUUGGGUCAACAAGCCACAAUUGUGUGGUCUGUCAAGAUGGGGAGGAUGACUGUGCAUGUUGAGAUCAACAUUUAGAUCUGCAUUCUGAUUGGACUGUUACCAGUGGACAUGGAGGAAGGGGCUCUUUAUAAGAGUGAAACUAGAAACAACGUGUCAUCUUCAGAAGUGUCUUUGUGAGCUGAAAAACUUCCGUCCUUCACAGAGCAGAGCAACAUGUUUUGUAUGCUGUGGAUCGUCUUUCAGACAAUGUCUCUCCUGGUGGAAGCUGGAGGACAGUCUUCAGGUAGUGGUGAGGCUGGUGGUGGCAAUGGAGGAGUUGUGAAUGGAGGCAUGGUCGUUAACGCUGUUAAACCAGGGGUUAUGAAUGGGCUUGUCUUAAAUGGGCAACCCUUUCUGGCACAGGUGAUACCACUUGGUCAGGCUGCCAUGCCCCAGCUGGUCCCCAUUGGUGCACUUCAGCAAGGUGGGGCACUUCCUAUAGGACAGGCGGGAGCAGCCAAUGGAGUGCCACUACAACAAGGACAGCUUCCUCAACUAGCCAAUAGGGUUGUACCAUUAUUUGCAGUUCUGCCACAGGCAAAUGGCAUCGGAGGCCCCCAGGCCCCAAUGUUGAUGCAGAUUAUUCCUGUGGGUGGAGGAAACAACCUUCAGCAGCCAGCGGCUGGAGGGAAGGCAAGAAAAGCUAGAGUCAAGCAUUCAGUUCCUUUUCAUGGAAUGCCCACAUCAACAAGAACAGAUACUCCACUGGUAUAUUCUCAGUUCUUCCUCCUCUUCACUUCAUUUGUGACAGUGGGAUUGCCCUUAUCAUGUAUUUGAAAGAAUUGCCCUCAAAUACAGACCAAGGUGAUUGCUGGGGAGGUGGAAGAAUCCUCUGGCUCUGACACCAGUGAAUGCUGAAGUGAGGCUGAGCCUCUGAAACCUGGACAGCAUUCUAACUAGGGUUGCACAUUUCUAGUAACUGGGACUUCUGGAAAGUGUGAAAGUUACCAGAAUCUUGCAACCGAAAAUAAAGUAUUUAAAUACCAGAAUCUCAUCAAAUUGCCAAUUCCAGAUGACAAAUUACCUCUACUGGCAGGUUGUACAAUUCCCGGGUGCGCCACUACAACUUGUUGUGUUGCCCUCUUGUUUGUCUCCCCCUCUUCAAAAUCUAUCUCUGAAUAAACGUUAUGAAAGAAAAGUGGAAUUCCAGUCUCCUUUGAGCAAAACUAAAACUAGAUUAACAGGCUGGCUGCAAUCUCGACUGUGUGCCCAUUUUCCAUGUUUUGUAAUGGCGUUCCUGAUGUACUGGAAAUGUUGUUAUCACAGCUGAUGUCUUUGAAUAAAUUAUUAAACGGAUGGCAAGCUUU